AUUCUAUUGUUUCCCCUAAUGAGCCCAAUUCAUCGUUUUGGGCCUUAUACUGUGUUUCUCUGAACAAGGCCUUCGUUUCCAAAGUAGUUCUUUUUCUUUCAAUUUUAGGUAAGCUUUCACCAUCUAUUUUAAAUUUUUGCAGAAUAAAGCAGUAGAAAAGACAAAUUUCCAUCUCAUGUUAAGUUUGUUCCUUCAGAAAGAAGCAAUGGUGAUUGCACGUUGUUGGGGUUCCCUAAUUAAUGUGCCCUUCAUUGAUCAAGUCAAUUUCUUCGGAAGUUCUGAAAAAUCAAGACUUUUUGUGCAUUGAGAUCGAAAGAUCAAUAAAAACAAUCACAUCAUGUCAACAUUAACAGUGCCUUCACCCCAACCUUCUCCUCGCGAGGAUGCCCAAAACCUCCAUCGUGCCUUCAAAGGGCUAGGCUGCGACACGGGAGCAGUGGUAAACAUUCUGGCACACAGAGACGCAUCACACCGAGAUCAUAUCCUCCAAGAGUACGAAACCUUGUUCUCCCACGACCUCCGGAAAGUCUUAGCCGAUGAACUCCACGGCAAUCUCAAGAAAGCAGUCCUGCUGUGGAUGGAGAACCCAGCGGAGCGCGACGCCAUCGCGCUCCGCCAGGCGAUCAAGUCGGUCCCGCUGUUCGAUGCCCGAGGCGUGACGGAGCUCAUCUGCACGCGCACGUGCGCCCAGAUCCGGCAGAUCAAACAGGUCUACCUCUCCAAAUGGAGCUCCCUCGAGGACGACAUCAAGUCCCACGCCUCCGGCGAUCACAAGCGCCUCCUGCUGGCCUACAUCAACACCACGCGCUACGAGGGCCCCGAGAUCGACGCGCUGCUUGUCGAGAGCGACGCCAAUUUCAUACGCAAGGUGAAGGCCGGGAGCUCGUCGGACGAGGCCGUUUUGAUCGAGCUUUUCACCGAGAGGAGUAGGGCCCACCUUGUCGCUCUCCGCUCGGCUUACUUCACCAUGUACCAAAAAGAUCUCAGGAUGGCGAUAAAGGACGUGACGUCGGGGAGUUUCAAGAACGGGCUGUCGGCGAUCCUGCAGUGCGCCGAGAAUCCUGCGAAGUACUACGCCAAAGUGAUGAGGAAGGCGAUGAGAGGGCUGGGGACGCACGACACGGCGGUGAUAAGGGUGGUGGUGACGAGGGCGGAGAUCGAUAUGCAGGAGAUUAAGGUGGAGUACCAGAAGAGGUUCAAGAAGCCGUUGGUGGACGUUAUUCACUCCGAGACAUCUGGCCAUUACAGAUCGUUCCUUCUCGCCCUCAUUGCUGGAUAGCUAUGAGAAAAGAAACAAAUCAAAUCAAUGAUCAUCUCUCCAUGCAUGCACAUGCUAGAAGUUGUGAUUAGCGAUCUUUGUUUUGUAUAUGAAACAGUAAAAUAUAGUUGUCCAAUUACAACACUAGUGGACACACGGUGUAUUUAGUUGGUUGGAGAACCAAUAUUGGUCACAAGUCACAACAACGUAGAAUUAAUAUAACCGAUUUGGGCACAGGUUAUACAUAACAAUUCACAACAGUUAUCCAAUGCUUCACCUAGAUGUCUUUGUUUGUCUAUAAAUAGUCUUAUUCAUG
Messenger RNA from Linum trigynum, 1574 nucleotides. NCBI's taxonomy places the organism in Eukaryota, Viridiplantae, Streptophyta, Magnoliopsida, Malpighiales, Linaceae. The record is from the annotation of a GenBank genome assembly.